GACAUCAGGGUGGAGUUUGUCUUCAGAUGAUGUCUGAAUGAAAACGCAAGUAUCUACACAUUCAAGAGAAACAGAGACGGAGAGCUUGCCUGCGACGUCCUCAGACAGCUGGACAGAAGCUCACACUGACUCCACAGAAGCCACACGUCUUCUCCACUGUGAUCAUGCCAUCAAAAACGCACGCGGCCACAGCAAACGAGAGCAUCACUGUACAAACUGAGGAGCAGAACGUGGAUCUGAGACACAAGCAUCAUGUUAAAGAUCGGCGUGAGCCAGACUUUGAUGGGUGGAAGGAAACCAUAGCCCAGACAUCAUUACCCAGAAACCUCAGAUUUGCAUAUCAUCAAACUCAGAAGGUGCAGGGUGUUUUCACCACAGAGGUCAUUCCUGCAGGGACCCGAUGCCCGCUGCUCGAGAAAACUCUUCACCCUGAAGAUACGACUGCAAACAUCCACGGAAAACACAUCUGGACGAUCUUCUCAGAGGGGCGAUUGCAUCACUUCCUGUCUUGCGAGGAUGAGGGUGGCAGCAACUGGAUGCGCUUUGUAAACUAUGCCCCGUCUCCUUGGCAGCAGAAUCUCGCCCCAUUCCAAAUUGGAAUGCACAUUUACUUCUGUGCCAUGAAGCUUCUGAUGCCGGGGGAGGAGCUGCUGGUGGGGCGGAGCUUAGAAUGCGAGCACCCAAUGAACGCCAGCUUCAGAACUGCCCGUCCAAAACAGACACUUCCCACACACUCUUAUUCUCAGGGUAAAAAUCAUGUGAGGUGGAGAAAGCGAGGUCACACGGUUACUGAAAUCCUGGAUCUGGAUCGCAGGACUGAUCAUCAAAAAGUGACCAGAGACCAGCAGAAUCCAAAAUUUCCUUCAUUUUUAAUGAUUAAUGCCAUCUCUGGUGUAGGGAGGCAUGUAUACACCUCUGCUAUCCCACAAUCCUCUAUGCCAAUGUAUAUAUGGCCUGUUAUUCAAUACAUGCCGUCACAUCAGCCAGUCCCAUCAUCACUACACAUGUCCCAUCAUAUUCCACUAAUCCACAUGCAUCCAUCUCUCUUGCAUCCAACAUCCAAUGAGAAUCAUUCGGCAUUAGCGCUGACCAAUAGAGGAGACCCCAAAUUUAAAAUGACAGACGCUGUAAAGAGAGAAAUGAAUCCUAAAGACAGUAUCAAAGCAAGUGAUCUGUCUCUGGCUGAAGUGUCCCGUACUGAUGACAUCAUAGCCCAGAGAGCAUUACCUGAGGUGGGAGUGGCUUCCUCAAAUGGCCCCGCCUCCGCCCGUCACAGCACAGAGUCUCAGGCUGGCCAAAAGCGACUUGUAGGUUACAAGUCUUUACCGUAUCCAUUACAGAGACAGAAUGGAAAGAUCCAGUAUAAGUGUAACGUGUGCGGAAAGAACUUCAGUCAGCUGUCCAAUCUCAAGGUGCACCUGAGGGUUCACAGCGGUGAGAAACCCUACAAGUGCAACAUCUGCAAGAGGAGCUUUUCCCAGCUGGCUCACCUUCAAAAGCACAUCCAGGUUCAUACAGGAGAGAAACCACACGAAUGCCACGUGUGUAACAGGCGUUUCAGCAGCUGCAGUAACCUGAAGACUCACCUGCGGCUGCACUCGGGCGAGCGGCCGUACGUCUGCCAGCAGUGCCCGGCCAGCUUCACCCAGCACAUGCACCUGCGGCUGCACAGACGCCUGCACGCUGCCCCACACUCGCACCGCUGCCCGCGCUGCUCCCGCAGCUACACACACCUGUGCAGCCUCCGGAUCCACCUGCGCCAGUUCUGCCCCGCCUCCAGCAUCGCAGGCUCCGCCUCUCAGCUGCGCCGAGCCAACGACGAGAUCCAGAGGUUUGACCUGACUGAAGGUGCAGCCAAGCUUGAGGCCGGCUUGGAGGCGCAGUCUAUAAAGAAGAUGUGUCAGGUGAUCUGGGCGGCUGCAGCUCCACCCGUCGACCAACAGGGAGCAGCACAGGCCCAAACAAAGACACCUGAUUCAUCCAGCUCUCUUUCUUCGGAGGUUAGAGCCCCGCACGGGCCUCAAAUUUAGGCCCUAGCCCAGCCCUGGCCCAAAGCACUUUGGCCCUAGUUGGCCCGUGUCCAACAGUUUAUCAGAAUUACUGACCCUUUUUAUUUUUCACCCUAAUACCAAAAUGCCUUACACAGCUGUUUCAGCUAUUGAAAUAGGUCUGUUUUGAGAGUAAUGGCAAAAUGAUUAUAUUUUUAUGACCAAGCGACCAGCAGCAGACAGUGAUGCAUUCAAACUAUGAAUGAUCCAUUUAGCCUUCUCAAAUCAUCACGACUUGCUUGUAUUUUUAGCCUUCACCAUAAUGUUUUUGAUAAAGGUAAAGAGUCAUUCUGAACUGUAAAGGGUCUACUUUUAUUUGUGUGCACUGAGAAUAUCAGCAAAAUAUGAUUUCAUAGAAUAAAAACAGGAGCGCUUCACAAAAAUUAACCUUAAUCCAUCAAAAAAGACAUGAUAAUUAUAUCUAUAGAAAGCUUUAAAUUAUCACUUAACUAAAUAAAAAAAAUAGAAAACAAUUUUUUUCAUCACUAAUUGAUGGAUGUCUAAAAUAUAAAAAUAAGGAGGAGCCUAAAACAGGCCCGAACCCUAGUCUGAACUAUGAUCUGAAAAUGGUCUGAUAUUAUUUUUUAUUUAAAUUAACACUUUUAUUCAGCAAGAACCCAUUUAUCUAAAAAUAACAGUAAAGGCAUUUAUAAUGUAACAUAACUGACGUAAUAAGUAAAUUUAGCUUUGCAUCACAGGAAUAAAUGGCAUUUUAAAAUAUAUUCAAACAGAAAUUGCAGUAACAUUUCACAAUAUUGCACUUUUUUAUUGUAUUUCCGUUCAAAUACAUGCCUCUGUGAGCUUAAAAACUCUUAAGGAUUUUACUGAUCCAAAACUUUUGAAUGGUAGUGUGUGCUGGUAUGUUAUACGAAUAGCAUUUAAAUGCACAGUACUAAAAGUUGCAGUCAUUCGUUUUGUUUGUUAUUAAUAAACAUGUUAUAUAAAGUAGUAAACAUCUGAAGUGGAUUAAAAUCGUUCAUCUAAGUUGUCCUAAAACUACAAUGCAUUCUUUUCCUUGGACACCUUUGAUACAAUUUUUGUGAUCCACUGAAAUUGUAGUUUUAAGGGGAGAUCAGGAUUAGUUGUCAAAUUUUUGUAUAGCAACAACUGAGCAGAGUAAAUUCAAGCAAACAAGCACCAGACAAGAGUCAACUGGAUAAGAGUAUUUUCAUUAACAUCACAUAGCUGAAAGCUGGCAUUUGUUUCAUAAGUAAUACCUGUACAUAAUUUAUUAAUGCAAUUUCCGUUGCCUUAAAGAGUGGUUUUGUUUUGUUUUGUUUUGUGUUUAUGCUUUUUUCAUUUUUACUAUUUCAUGAUUUUUUGUUUAAUUCUUCUU
Puntigrus tetrazona (Sumatra barb) is the source of this 3384-nucleotide messenger RNA. RefSeq names its product PR domain containing 1c, with ZNF domain (gene prdm1c). Gene Ontology annotation, biological process: cell fate commitment; regulation of transcription by RNA polymerase II. The record is from RefSeq and is a predicted model, not a curated record. Gene Ontology annotation, cellular component: cytoplasm; nucleus. The transcript is spliced from 8 exons. Lineage: Eukaryota; Metazoa; Chordata; Actinopteri; Cypriniformes; Cyprinidae. Gene Ontology annotation, molecular function: histone deacetylase binding; DNA-binding transcription factor activity; RNA polymerase II cis-regulatory region sequence-specific DNA binding. The coding region runs from base 165 to 2030 and encodes 621 amino acids.